CGCCCGCAGCCAGGCCCCGCGGGGCACAGCGAGUCAGCAUGCGGGGACCCCUGGCUCUGCUGCUGGCCGUCCUGGGGGCCUGGCUCCCGCUCCUGGAAGGCGCCAGGAUCCUGACCGUGGUCCUGUACGGGGGAAGCCAUUAUCUACUGAUGGACCGGGUGUCACAGAUUCUUCAAGAUCACGGGCAUGAUGUCAGCUUUCUCCAACGGAGCGACCUGGAUUUCCCAUCAGGUUUUAAAAGAGAGAAAACAUACCAAAGUAUCCAUUGGUCUCCUCCUGAUAAAUUUAAACAGGAAUUGAAGAAAAUUUUAGAUUUAUUAACAAAGGAAGCUUUUCUGGGAAGGAACUCAUUCCGACCCUUUUUGGAGAUAAUGAAGCUGUUUGGGACUCACUGCAGUGAUGUGCUGGGGAGGACAGAUAUCAUGGGCCCCUUACACAACGGGAGCUUCGACCUGGUGGUGGUGGAUGGCUUAGAUCUCUGCGCGUUCCUGAUCGCCGAGAAGCUGGCCAGGCCCUUUGUGGCUGUGCUGGCCACCACGUUUGGAGUGACGAGUUUUGGGCUGCCCGAGCCAGUGUCCUACGUCCCGGACUUCCACUCCUCCCUGACCGACCGCAUGGACUUCUGGGGCCGAGUGACCAACUCUCUGAUGUUCUUCAUCUCUCCCUGGAGGCAGCGGUACAUCCACGGUCUGAUGGAGAGCACCAUCAGAGAGCAUUUCCUGGAGGGCUCGAGGCCGGACUUAUGUCACCUUCAGCAGAAGGCAGAGCUGUGGUUUGUUAAUUCUGACUUUGCCUUUGACUUUGCCCGGCCCCUGCUCCCUAACACGGUGUAUGUGGGCGGCCUGAUGGCCAAGCCUGUGGAGCCAAUACCUCAGGAUCUGGAGGACUUCAUCGCCCAGUUCGGUGAGGCGGGCUUCGUGCUGGUGGCCCUGGGCACCAUCGUGGACGUGGCUGGGUCCCGGCAGGCCCUGGAGCAGAUGCACAGGGCCUUCGCGCAGCUGCCGCAGGGGGUGAUAUGGAAGUGCAGCCCUUCUCUGUGGCCCGAAGACAUCCCACUGGCAGCCAACGUGAAACUCAUGCACUGGCUUCCUCAGAGCGACCUGUUGGCUCACCCCAGCAUCCGCUUGUUUGUCACCCACGGAGGGAUGAACAGUGUGAUGGAAUCCAUCCAGCAUGGCGUGCCCAUGGUGGGCAUUCCUCUCCUUGUGGACCAGCCUGGAAACUUCAUCCGAGUAGAAGCCAAACAUCUGGGCGUCUCCAUCCCCAUCGAACAGCUCAAUGCAGAGACCCUGGCUCUUAAGAUGAAACAAGUCAUCGGAGACAAGAGGCAUCUUAAACUUACCAUGGCCAGAUUUCAGCUUUGGCCUGGCCCAACACCCUUCAGCCUGCUGAUCAAAUCUCCAUGCUGUAAAUUGUGACUCCAUUUUUCCUGUUUAUCAGGCCCCGAAUUUAGGCGUCUUUCAUUUAAAGUCUGUAAAAAUGUACAUAACAAACACAAGGAAGAAUAAGAAUGGAAAUAACAAAUGUAAUUCAAGUUCAUAGAAUUAUUUAUUGUUCCAGGCUUUAUAACCCAAAGAACUUGCUAAUUUAAAAUUUAUUUUUUAGUGAUUUAAUUUCAUUUAGGACAGGAACAUUUCAAGAAAAGUCCAAUUUGGGAAUCCUUCAGAAAUUCAUUCUGUAUGUAUAUGGUCAGAAUCAGCUUCGGCCUGAGAAUUGGUGGAAUAUUUAACAUUUGACCUUUGACAUUCCUUUGAACUGAUCAUAGCGUGUAUAUGCAUAUUCAUGCAAAUAUACAGAAUGUGCAUAUAUACAUACAUAUGUAUAUACACAUGUAUAUGCCCCUAUGU
Molecule: messenger RNA, 1847 nt
Organism: Pipistrellus kuhlii (Kuhl's pipistrelle)
Lineage: Eukaryota; Metazoa; Chordata; Mammalia; Chiroptera; Vespertilionidae
Product: UDP-glucuronosyltransferase 3A2
Exons: 7
Coding region: 39-1418 (459 amino acids)
Molecular function (GO): UDP-glycosyltransferase activity
Source: RefSeq, a predicted model, not a curated record